GUAACGUAACAUAGCGAAAUGUAUUUACACUUUAUGCUGAAGCUGGGUAAGUGGGUCAAACAGUAUGGCUGAGAAGGAGACGUGUUUUGGGAUUCCUGACGGGUAUACCAAGGCGCCUGCUUUCAUUCCACCCAACAAAGAUCAAUUGAAAAAAAUCGCUGAAGACUUGGGCUUGCAACUGUCGCAGGAAGAACUGAACGAAUAUAGAGAAUUUAUGCUCACCCUGGAGGACAAAUACCGCAUACUUGAUGAAUUGCCAGAACCUACUUUGCCUGUUAAAUACCCAAGAACUCCCGGGUGGCGUCCUAAGCCGGAGGACAACCCUUUCAAUGGCUGGUACUGGCGUACGGAUAUUCAAGGUGCCCCCUCUGGGAAGUUGGCUGGGAAAACCCUGGGUAUCAAAGACAACACGGCGGUGGCUGGGGUACCUAUGAUGAACGGGUCCAGGGUGUUGGAGGGCUACAUGCCAGAGUUUGAUGCCACUGUGGUCACAAGGAUACUGGACGCAGGUGGACGAAUUUUGGGAAAAACUGCGUGUGAGGAUCUGUGUUUCAGUGGAACUAGUUUUACCAACAGCAAAAUGCCGAUUUUAAACCCCUACGAUGUAUCCCGGUCCGCCGGUGGUUCUAGUUCGGGGAGUGGCGCUUUGGUCGCCGGAGGUCAGAUUGACAUGGCUCUUGGCGGCGACCAAGGUGGAUCUAUACGUAUGCCUGCCGCAUGGUGUGGUAUUGUGGGGUUAAAACCCACGUGGGGGUUGGUUCCGUACACUGGCGCAAUCGGUAUGCACCCUUGCGUUGACCAUAUGGGCCCCAUGGCCAGAACUGUAGAGGACUGUGCUCUUCUCUUGGAGGUGAUCGCUGGUUAUGACGACGGCCUUGAUCCCAGGCAGGUACAUAUACCAAACAUCGUGGUUCCUGAGUACUCAAAACUGUUGACCGCAGAUCUCAAGGGCAUGAAAGUGGGCAUGAUAAAAGAAGGAUUCGCCAAGUGUGACAGCGUUGUCGAGUCCACCAUUCGUAGUGCCAUGCAAUAUUUUGAGGAAGCCGGUGCCACAGUGGAGGAGACUAGCAUCGGUGAAUGCUUUGUGGUACCUAUCUUAUAUGAAGGCACUUAUGAAACCAUUGUGAAUCUAACAUCUAUUUUUGGGUUUCCUGGAAUUUACCCAACUGCCAUGGAACAGGCUGCAGCUCGUGGAAUGAGGACGCAUCUCAAUGAUGUAUCUCAUACGCUCAAGGGAGUGACCUUGGUCGGAGCGUACACCAAACAACGUUACAACCACAUCCACUAUGCUAAAGCCAUGAACUGCGCACGACUGCUGCGGAAGGCCUAUGACGACGCUCUUGCCAAGUAUGACGUACUCGUCCUGCCCACUAUGCCUUUUUUGCCAACAAAGCUGCUAGAAAAAGGAUGCAGCGUCAAAGAAACUUUAAAACGAGUCCAAGAUAUGCUUAUUGGCAAACCACAGUUCAAUAUCACACACCACCCAGCCCUUAGCAUUAACGCUGGCUUUGCAAAUGGGCUUCCGGUUGGCCUAAUGAUCGUAGGAAAGCAUUUCGAUGAGGUCACAGUGCUCAAGGCUGCGUACGGAUUCGAGAAAAAGCGAGAUGAGAAGUGAUGACGUGUUCUCUCAAGCUCUUUGAAGUAUGUCGAUUGUAAAGUAACAUUUAUAGAUAUUCCCCUCAGUAAGAAGA
Messenger RNA from Lingula anatina, 1691 nucleotides. RefSeq lists its product as uncharacterized. The record is from RefSeq and is a predicted model, not a curated record. Gene Ontology annotation, molecular function: catalytic activity. NCBI's taxonomy places the organism in Eukaryota, Metazoa, Brachiopoda, Lingulata, Lingulida, Lingulidae.